This is a messenger RNA of Tetrahymena thermophila SB210, 393 nucleotides long. RefSeq lists its product as hypothetical. Lineage: Eukaryota; Ciliophora; Oligohymenophorea; Hymenostomatida; Tetrahymenidae. The transcript has a single exon. The record is from RefSeq and is a predicted model, not a curated record.
AUGUAGCUAUUUAUCUUAAUUAGAGCUUCAUUGAAGUAGUUAAGAGUGCUCGAAUAGAAGAGAACUAAGCCAGUUCCAUAAAUUAAAACAAAUAUCACAAAAGCUAUGCACUCUACUAUUUAGCUUAUCAAACUGCAGAGAGCCAAAGUACCAGUUUAUUUCAGACCAAUUAUGAUUGAUACCUUUAAAGGCUCUCCUAAGCAAUCAGCAUCAACUUAAGGUUGCAUAGGAAUUUCAUAGUCUUAAUGUAUGUUAGAAUUUAUAUAGUUUUUUUAUUCGUAUUAUGCAUUAGUCAGCUAUUCUGCAUUUGCAUUUUAUUGCAAAAUUUAAGAAACAAUUAAAGUAUUUCCUUUUUUAUUAUUAUUUGGAUGGACGAGCUAAUUAAUUUCUUGA